UAAAGUCCUUGAGUCCAUUCGCGCGACAGCUUUCAGGAUGAACGGAGUAGCAGUCUUGCUAGUGGUAUGCAGUGCGCUAGGAGCGAGUGCUCUCCCUAUGCUCACAAUACGGCCUGCUUUUCUACUGCAAGAGGCUUCGAACACGCUGGUCGAUCUCGCCAAGAAGGAAAAUCUAACCACCCUCGUCAAACUAGCGACUGAUGCCGGCCUGGCAAAGGUGCUUGAAAGCAAGACUUUGACGUUGUUUGGUCCGACAGAUGCAGCGUUCCAAGCAAUACCUCCAGAAGUGAAGGAUUUGAUUAAAGAUAAGACAGUCUUGAAAAAGGUCCUUAUGUUUCAUGUGCUGAAGGGAAAAGUCUAUUCAAGUGCGAUCAAGAACGACUUGCUGGUGGCGAGUUUGGAAGAUUCCGAGAUUCGAUUCAACAUAUAUGGCAAGAUCGUGACAGCUCAGUGCAGCCUCAUCACCAAGGUGAACCUGAACGCGUCUAACGGAGUCCUUCAUGAGCUAAGCCGCGUGAUGGUCCCGCCCUUAUAUGGAAAUAUCGUUGGCUUUGUGAGAGAGCAGCCCCAACACUUCAGUACACUGUUGGCAGCGGUGGUGGAGGCCACUUUAGAUGGGGUGUUGGAGGGGGAGGGGCCAUUCACUGUGUUCGCACCCUCGAAUGCAGCAUUCACGAAAAUCCCAAAAGAAGAACUCGACAAAAUCCUACAUAACAUCCCACUGCUGACGAAGAUUCUCGAAUAUCACGUGGUGUCUGGGACCUUCUGCUCGGCAGGCCUGACCGACAAGGCCAAGGUCGAGACUCUGUCCGGAAGUGACGUCACAAUCCACGUGUCUAAGGGCGGCGUGAUGGUUAAUAAAGCGAAAGUCGUGUUCUCAGACGCACCUGUGAGCAAUGGCGUGGUGCACGUGAUUGACACCGUGUUGAUUCCACCGGAAGUUGAGGCCGAGCUGACGUCACCGGAAACAGCAAACAAUUUAGUAGAUCUCGCGAAGAAGGAGAAGUUAGAAGAGUUGCUCAAGCUAGCGACAAAGGCCGACAUCGCGAAGGUUUUGUCGAUGUCUGGAGUUGAGUUCACUCUGUUCGGUCCCUCUGAUGGAGCUUUUAAUGCAGUGAAUGGUUACAUCAAAGAGAGGUUGAUGAGAGACAUUGAAUUCUUAAAAGAGGUCCUGUUGUACCACGUGAUCAGGGGUAGAGUGUUCGCGGGCGCAAUAAAGAACGACAUGCUUGAGCCGAGCGUCGUGAAGACCAGUCCUCCUCUUAACAUACGCUUCAACGUUUAUGGUGAUAUCGUGACAGCUCAGUGCAGCCCCAUUACCAAGGUGAACCUGAACGCGUCUAACGGAGUCCUGCACGAGCUUAGCCGCGUCAUGCUCCCCCCUGGCCACGGUCCCAUCACUGGACUCAUUAACAACAUGCCCCACCCAUUCAGCACCCUCAAGAUCGCUAUUGAGAAGGCAGGGCUAGGGGGGGCUCUGUCAGGAGAAGGACCAUUCACCAUCUUCGCGCCGACUGAUGGCGCAUUUUCUAAGAUCCCCAAAGAGGAACUCGAUAAGAUUCUAAAGAAUAUUCCGCUGCUGACCAAGAUACUCAAGUAUCACGUGGUAUCCGGGACCUUCUGCUCGGCGGGCCUUACAGACAACGCCAAGCUCAAGACACUGGCCGGGAGUGACGUCGACAUCCACGUGACAAAGGAAGGCGUCACAAUAAACGAUGACGGCAAGGUGCAGUUUGCAGAUGCUUCGGUGUCGAAUGGAGUUCUGCAUGCGAUCGAGGCUGUUCUGUUGCCACCAGAUGUGAUAUUCUAGUUGUACGUGUGAAGAGCGAAACUUUACUCAAAUAAUGAAAAAAUAGCUAUAGGUACUUACGUGUAAAAGUUGAUUAAAGAACAAUGACGAAA
Messenger RNA from Nematostella vectensis (starlet sea anemone), 1902 nucleotides. RefSeq names its product transforming growth factor-beta-induced protein ig-h3. The transcript is spliced from 5 exons. The coding region runs from base 38 to 1810 and encodes 590 amino acids. Gene Ontology annotation, biological process: cell adhesion; extracellular matrix organization. The record is from RefSeq and is a predicted model, not a curated record. Gene Ontology annotation, molecular function: cell adhesion molecule binding. Gene Ontology annotation, cellular component: extracellular matrix. NCBI's taxonomy places the organism in Eukaryota, Metazoa, Cnidaria, Anthozoa, Actiniaria, Edwardsiidae.